GGUAAAGGUCGAGUAACUAAAGACUGGCCGGGAAACCCUUUCUUAUGCGGCGCCACAUGGGGUACUGUCGCGUUUGCUUUGCGACAAUGCUUAAAAAUCGACGAUGUGCCAUACAUAGAAGAUAUACCAUAGGUCAAGAAGGAAGGAUUGACUCCCAAAUCUUUUCCCCUGGAAUAAUCGAGGAACGAAAACUGGAAUGCACCUCGUUCUCCAUACCCUUUGCAAUCGACUGGCUCGGCAAACACCCCUUCACGCUCGCAGCCUUUUGGCCCCUCUCGGACAAGUCCACCGAUACCGAAGACUUCCAUACUUCUCGUUCUCAUACAGCGGCAGCAUUCCAAUUUGCGACAUGGCCUCCACUCAAUGAACUUACCAUAGAGGUUCUGUCUCAAGUCCAGAUCCGUGUCGCCAAUCCUGACGGAGUUACUAUAUGGGACUGUAUGAUUGGGAUAUAUCACAAGUUUGUGGGGGUACCGCUCGCCAUUACCGAUCUCAUCGACAUAUACGCCAACUGGACCUUCGUACCUCGACUCAAAUGCUUGCACCGGAUGGACGAAUACGUCGAGGUCGGUGAUGUUAUUAAAGUCCUUCGCGAAAUGGUCAAAACCCAUCCCUCGUCCGUCGACGAAGUCAACCGAGUCAUCAACCUUGUGCCCGAGUCAUUGCACUCGAACCCGAUUCUGCAAGCCUUCAGCAUCCCGGACGAAUCAGACAAACUAGUGGGCCAAUUUCCCACUGUCGGAGACCUGACUUCCUGGAUACGCAAAUACCUUCCAUCGCUCGUCAAAAAUCAGCAUUUCCCAGAGUUCGAAGCGCUGACAACGUGGGGAGAUAUGCUACAGGACGUCAAGAUCUUCGGGAUGAAUCCAAUUAACCCAGGAUCGGCUCGAUUCGAGCUCGAAAUAGAGGGAGGCGGUUUUAACACACAGCCCUGAUACCUUUAACGUGCGAUAUUGCUUGUAAAAGUAAUCGAGACAGAAUUUACACAAGUCCUUCGCCAACUCAUCGAAGAAUGUUCAC
Stereum hirsutum FP-91666 SS1 is the source of this 1020-nucleotide messenger RNA. RefSeq lists its product as uncharacterized. The transcript has 7 exons. The record is from RefSeq and is a predicted model, not a curated record. Bases 87 to 935 code for a protein of 282 amino acids. NCBI's taxonomy places the organism in Eukaryota, Fungi, Basidiomycota, Agaricomycetes, Russulales, Stereaceae.